This is a messenger RNA of Exophiala xenobiotica, 2089 nucleotides long. RefSeq lists its product as uncharacterized. Lineage: Eukaryota; Fungi; Ascomycota; Eurotiomycetes; Chaetothyriales; Herpotrichiellaceae. The record is from RefSeq and is a predicted model, not a curated record. Gene Ontology annotation, molecular function: phosphatase activity. Bases 153 to 1928 code for a protein of 591 amino acids. Gene Ontology annotation, biological process: dephosphorylation. The transcript has a single exon.
CUACCCUGCAGCUGCCUCAAAGCUAGGUUCGACCUCAUAAGGCUCAUGACACCCCGCCAUCUUUGACUACUCUCUGCUUCUGAGUUUCACUGGUAGCUGGCGGCUGACUUGACAAGAUCUAUGAGUUAACCUGAACUAGAUAUUGGGCGACAAUGGGCAGAAGUCUCUCCGUCCAAGUCUCUAUUCUGAUCCUGUUCUUCCUCCUCAAUCCAGUGAUCUCCCAAACAGUCCUCAAACAACAAGUCUUGAACACAUUCAUCUAUACUCGAUAUGGCGACAGAACUCCGGUGGUUCUGUCCUCGUCGCCCACUUUGACUCCUCUCGGCGCCCAGCAGCUUUUCGAAGCUGGUACUAAAAUCCGCGAUAGGUACGUGGCACCUAGCGAUGGCAACUACACAUCAACCUCCACCAUAUAUGGCGUAUCUGCAAAUCAGCUAGUGUACAACCAGAUCAAGACUUUGUCUACCAGCGAUCAAUAUGUGGCUGCCUCUGCUCUCGCAUUCCUUCAGGGACUGUAUCCUCCUCUUGAAAUGUCCACAAAUUGGACCUAUAUCGAAGGCCAGAGCACUCUUGCGAAUGGAACGAACCUCGUGGCACCAUUGAAUGGCUACCAAUACCCUGAAAUCACCACAAUAUCGAGUAAUGAUCUGAAUUCCAUCUGGGUCAGUGGCAUGGACAACUGUCCUUCCUAUACUGCCUCGACUCAGGAGUACUAUCGAACCAUUGAUUAUCAGAGCAUUUUGAACACUACCAUGGAUUUCUACACAAGCCUUGAGCCAGAAUUCUUGGAUGGAGUUUUCUCCAGCGCUGCGGUCGGCUACUACGAUGCCUACUAUAUCUAUGACUAUCUCAAUUAUGCCUACAUCCACAACGACACGGUAGCGGAAUCACUACGACCGGAGGACCUGACAAAGGCCAAAAUCCUGGCGGCUGAUUGGGUCUUCGCAAUGAAUGCCGACCUCACGGCAUCUGGUUCGACGGCAGGAGAUCGCAUUCGAGCGAUUGCCGGAAGAACGCUGGCCACCCGCCUCCUCAUAGCGUUCGACACAGCCAUCAACACGCAAGGGCAAUCGGAGAAAAUGACCCUUCUUUUUGGCAGUUUCGAACCCAUGAUAUCCUUUGCCGCUUUGACCAAGUUGGUUUCGCAGCAAAAUGCGGCAUUCUACAACGUCCCAGCGCCCGGAUCAAGUUUCAUCUUUGAAAUGUUUUCGAUGCAAGCUGACGAGACUACAACCUGGCCCAACACGUCCGACAUCUACGUCAGGUUUCUCUAUCAAAAUGGUACAGACUCUGAUUCCUCCUUGAUAGAAUAUCCUCUCUUUGGGCUCAGUCCAAGUGAGGCCGCAGUUCCUUUCACAGAUUUUGUCAGGAGCCUGGAGGAAUUCUUGAUGUUCGAUGUAGGGGAUUGGUGUACGACGUGCGGUAGCUUCAGCGUCUUCUGUCCCGCCUUUACUGACACGGAUGGCAACUACAAUCCCACAACGGGUCUGCUGCCUUCGGGACAUAAAGGGCUAUCUCCGGUUGUUGCGGGCGUGAUUGGAGCCGUCGUCACUCUUGCGGUCGCUCUACUACUUUUUGCUGCGCUAAUGCUCUUGGCCGGUAUCAGAGUACACCGCGUUCAUACCAGGCGCAGGUCGGAACUGGCAGGGUUCAAGGGAGGAGCAAAGUUGGCAAGCGAUCAGGAUCUUACGAUACCUAAGGGUGGCGCAGGCGCCGUUGUUGUGGCGGCUGCAGAGGGAGACCCAGUCCAGACUCGAGCUCACGAAAGAGUCGGAAGUUGGGAAUUGAGAGAUCAGGCCAAAGCAAAAGAAGCGCAAGGUGGAGUACUAAAUGCUGGUGUUACUCGAUCACCACGCCCGAGCUAUGAAGACGACGACCUGCCUAUCACUCCAUAUACGCCUGCAGUUGAUCCACGCAAUCACGUCUAAAAAGAACAUGGAAACGAGGAAUUACGACGAGCUACUAAUGCUAAUGAAGUCAAAGCGAUACAUGAGGUUCUUUUCUGCUAUACCCCGGACUUAGCGACUCCCCUAUAUACCUGACCAGAGUCGGUGUUGAACAUCACCAGAAUGGAAGUUUUUUCUGAAUA